AUGCCUUCUGUACUGGAUACCUUGUUUUUGAUCAUUUUUAUUUUGGAAUUCACAGUGGGGAUUGGGGGAAACGGAUUCAUUAUACUGGUACACAGUAUUGACUGGAUGAAAAAACGCAAGGUCUUUCUCGUUGACUUUGUCCUCACCUGCUUGGCCCUCUCUAGGAUACUUUUUCUGUGGAUGACAAUUUCAUAUAUCUCUCUUGAAUUUUUCUAUGAGAAAAUACUUCUGCCUGAGGAUCUGAAGAUCAUUUGCAAAGUUCUCUGGGUAGGAAGCAACUAUUUUUGCAUGUCUUGUACCACUUGCCUCAGUGUCUUAUACUUUUUCAAGAUAGCCAACUUCUCUCACUCUGUGUUCCUCUGGAUGAAGAAGAGGAUUCACAAACUGCUCCUAGCUAUCAUGGUAGUAGCCGUGUUUUCUUUCUGCAAAUAUCUCAUUCUGAAGAAAAUGCUUACUAAGAGGCUGGUACAUGAAUGGAUACUAAUGACAAAAAACUCAACAUCUGAUUUGAUGGAAGUACUAUAUGACGUCUUAAUUUCUCAUAUUAUCAUCCACAUGGUGCUCAUCAUCUUCUUCGUGGUGACAUCGACCUCGUUCCUUCUUCUGAUCCUGUCCUUGUGGAGCCACACCAGACAGAUGAAGCUGCAUGGCAUAUAUUCCCGGGAUUCUAGCACAGAGGUUCACGUCAAAGCUAUGAAAGCCAUGAUGUCAUUUCUUCUUCUCUUUCUUGUGCAUUAUUUUAGCCAUGCUGUGAUGAUAUUAACCUAUUAUUUUCCAGACAGCACUGCAAUAAAGAUUUUUGCUUAUGUGAUAAUAUUUCUUUAUCCAUCUGGCCAUCCUCUUCUUCUGAUUUUAUGGCAUAGCAAAUUGAAACAGGCUUCAGUCUGUGUCCUGCAGAAGAUAAAAUGUGUCAGAGACCAUAACACAUAA
Messenger RNA from Ochotona princeps (American pika), 930 nucleotides. RefSeq names its product taste receptor type 2 member 8-like. Bases 1 to 930 code for a protein of 309 amino acids. Gene Ontology annotation, biological process: sensory perception of taste; detection of chemical stimulus involved in sensory perception of bitter taste; G protein-coupled receptor signaling pathway. The transcript has a single exon. Gene Ontology annotation, cellular component: membrane. The record is from RefSeq and is a predicted model, not a curated record. Gene Ontology annotation, molecular function: bitter taste receptor activity; G protein-coupled receptor activity. Lineage: Eukaryota; Metazoa; Chordata; Mammalia; Lagomorpha; Ochotonidae.